GUGGUUGUACGUGUGUGUGUGGGACUGUGGGCCAUGUGGUGUGUGUGGGUAUUUGUUAUACAAUGCAAUUACGAGUGACAAGAAGUCCACACGAUGGCCUCCAAUGAGAUAGAGAUAGAAGAAGAGGAAAGGUCUGCCCCACCCCCCUACGAAGAGACUGCCCCCCUCAUUGGUAAAUCCCCUAAGAACUACUCAACCGUACAAAAACGUGAGAAAGAUAAAGAGUUCGCCGAAUCAGAGGAGCACAAAUUGAAGGACUUCCAGUUGAUCAGAGUACCACAGAAAGCACCUCUUUUCAGUUUUCGGAAGCUAUGGGCGUUCACUGGCCCUGGUUUUCUCAUGAGCAUUGCGUAUAUUGAUCCUGGCAAUAUUGAGAGUGACCUUCAAGUGGGAGCAGUGACCCAAUACAAGUUGCUAUGGGUACUGCUGUGGUCUACAGUAAUGGGACUCAUCCUACAGUUGCUGUCGGCCAAGUUGGGUGUGGUCACAGGCCAACACUUGGCGCAGGUGUGUAGAGAGAGGUACCCCAAACCAGCUAGAAUCACACUGUGGCUGUCCAUGGAGCUGGCCAUCAUUGGCAGUGACAUACAGGAGGUGAUAGGGUCAGCACUCGCCAUUAACAUCCUCUCCCAGGGAACAGUCCCUCUGUGGGAGGGCUGUCUCAUCACUGGUAUAGACACAUUCAUUUUCCUCUUUCUCGAGAGCUACGGUCUCCGCUAUCUUGAAGCCUUCUUUGCUCUGCUCAUUGGUGUCAUGUGCGCCAUGUUUGGGUGGAUGUACGUUCACACAGCCAUUGAAGCAAACAACCAGUUGGAAGUCUUCAAAGGAGCUGUAAUACCAAUGUGUGCUAACUGUACAUCAGAUGCCGUCGUACAAGGCCUGGGGGUAGUGGGUGCGGUCAUCAUGCCCCACAACCUGUUCCUACACUCUGGACUAGUGCUGAGUCGAGCAAUCUCUAGGACAGAUCGUGUGGAGGUAAAGGAGGCAAUAAAGUACAACUACAUUGAAUCUUCCGUUGCCGUGAGUGUUUCCUUCUUUAUCAACAUGUUCGUCGUCUGUGCCUUUGGAGCUGCAAUUUUCGAUAAAGAUCUUCCGUUUGGCACCCCCAUUGAUGUGCAGUGGGCCUGUACCCCUAAGAACAUCAGUUUGUUAAGAGCUGUUGACUGUCUGUAUUACAGCAACGGUAUGCAAGAUUGGAUACGCUACGUUUGGGCAGUUGGGCUACUAGCAGCUGGACAGAGCUCAACCAUGACCGGCACUUACGCUGGACAGUUUGUUAUGGAGGGAUUUUUGGAUCUGAAGUGGGCCAAAUGGAAGAGGGUGCUUCUAACUCGCUCCGUUGCCAUGGUACCAUGUGUCAUCAUCGCUAUUCUAGCGGUGAAUAUUCUAGAUGUACUUUCUGACUACAUCAACGUGGAACAAAGCUUGUUGCUGCCUUUCUCACUGUUCCCCCUCCUCCACGCUACCUCUAGCAAAGAAGUCAUGGGAGAAUUUAAAAACUCUGUAGUGUGGUCUGUUGUGAUCUGGAUUAUGGCAUUGGUCAUUAUCGGAGUCAACAUCUACUUUGUGAUAGACAUCGUGGCACUCCCUGGUCACUGGUGGAGACACACACUGGCCGCCAUUGGACUGCUGAUAUAUCUGGUGGUCAUCUCUUACUUUGCCUUGUUUCCACUUCUAACGUGGUAUCGAAUUAAACGGAUUAAACUAAAGGUGGCUAGAGAGAAACCAGAAAUGCUAUCUAAAGACACUUCAGUUACAAUUAACUAACACUGAACUGGCUCUUAUUAUUUAAAUCCACUGUGACGUGUUUACAUAUCAAAUGUUGACUUUAUGUACAUGUGUUUUGUAUUGUUUACAUGUGACACAGUCUUGGUACUACUGCAGACUUUAUCAAA
Messenger RNA from Halichondria panicea, 1895 nucleotides. RefSeq lists its product as uncharacterized. The transcript is spliced from 18 exons. Gene Ontology annotation, molecular function: cadmium ion transmembrane transporter activity; iron ion transmembrane transporter activity; manganese ion transmembrane transporter activity. Bases 94 to 1767 code for a protein of 557 amino acids. Gene Ontology annotation, biological process: metal ion transport. Lineage: Eukaryota; Metazoa; Porifera; Demospongiae; Suberitida; Halichondriidae. Gene Ontology annotation, cellular component: membrane. The record is from RefSeq and is a predicted model, not a curated record.